Molecule: messenger RNA, 864 nt
Organism: Opisthorchis viverrini
Lineage: Eukaryota; Metazoa; Platyhelminthes; Trematoda; Opisthorchiida; Opisthorchiidae
Exons: 6
Coding region: 1-864 (287 amino acids)
Source: RefSeq, a predicted model, not a curated record
AUGCUAGGUGUGUCUUCGGAGCAUAACAACGGUGAUCAAUUAAGGCUUGGGCAACCCGGCAGUAUCCCAGCCCUCGUGCAACCUUCGGGUGGCAUAGCAGUUAGGCACCAGAAGGGUGUUACAGCUGAACGACUGCUGCGCCAGCAAAAACUUAGUGCGGCCUACGCUCAACGGACCGGAAGACCAUUGGUUACAGAAACCACUCGUGACAAACCGCGUGCAUCUAGUCAAGUCGGAUGUCCACCUCGUGGUUCUUCCCGAACGAGAAAACCACAAACUUCGCGCCAUUCCAGUCCGCAAACUCCGUUUUUGACCGCCACGACCAAUGCAUCGAAACAAAAUGCCAAAAAACGAAUGACCCAUUCUCAGAGGAUCAAUCACGCUUCACAUUCCCUUGAGGCUGCACUUCAGUCCACACGCCCGGUAACCACGCUGAGUUGUGAUUUCGAGUGGCUUCCGCCAUUACUGUAUCCACCAGACACACUGUUUGAUUCAUCAAGAUCCACCAACCGUAUGAACUCUUCCUCAACCCGCCGGUCACAGUCCCAUUCGAAAACCGUUUCGAAACCCAAGUUCCCUCAGCAGUGUACCUCCACUACGACUACAACCGCCACUACUAACACUGAACAAAACUACGUUGAUCCAUCCACCUUGUCGGUCGACGAACUUGAACAAAUUCUACAACGAUGGUUUCAAGCGGGUUACAACCUGGGACAAGAACAUGCACUUCAGGGUCGUCGUAAGGUGUUCCACAUCGUCGUGCUAGAAUCUCCGUGCAGGGGCGACAAACGUCGAGCUAAAGAUGCUCGAGCCGGACUGGCUGACAUUUUGACCAAUCAAGGCAUGCCUUCGUUAGGUCCGUAG